AUGCGAUUAGGUCAAUUACCGGCUUUCGUAAAUCCCCUCGCCUUGUUGCGCCUGGAUAUAACGCGUAUCUUCUCCGCUUGCGCGAGUCCUGGUUCCGUCCACCCGCACCACGCAUUCGUGCUUCCGCCAGCUGCCCGUUGCCCCUCUUCGCUUCCCCAGAUGCUUCCGCAAGGGCAUCCGCCCCGCGCCCUUGCGCAGGGCUCCGCGCACCUAUCCGCACUGCACGUCCCUCCACGUGUUCCGCCAGGAAGGGGAUCAAGAGGUCCGGCGGAGGAGGGCAGCAGGGGGAGUUACCGGGGGGGCGGGAGGGACGGAGGGGAGAGACGUGGACGUGGGGACGACAGAGGGGCGGAGCGAGACGGAUACGCGGCUUAUGGGGAUGUGGUGCAGCGAGGUAGUUACGCGGGGGGGAGAGAGGGCGGUUAUGGCGACGAUCGGGGGCCGGAGCGAGGCGCAUAUGAGGCGUAUGGGAAUGUGAUGGGGCGAGGUAGGUACGGGGAAGGAAGAGAGCGUGGAUACAGUGGCGAGAGUGGGCGUAGAGGGACGGCUUUUGAGUCGACUCGUAGGUCAUAUGGGGAUGUGAGGGGGCGAGGUAGCCCUGGGGAGGCGAGAGAGCGCAGUUACAUUGGUAAGGAUGGUCGUAGAGUGGAGGGGGAGAGGGAGCGGCGGAGGGGAGAAUGGGAGGGGAGGGAGGGGAGGGAGGGAGAGAGUUGGAGGGGAGAAAUGGAGGAGCUUGAGGGGGAGAGAUGGAGGGGAGGAAGGGAGGGGGGUGCGGGGGAGAGGAGGCGGACAACUAGAGAAGGGAGCAGGUGGCAAGGGGCGCAUGGGGGUGGAGGGUUCAACAAGGGUUCAGGCGAGGUUGAAGGUUUAGGGAGAAACCAGGGAAGGGUUUUAAGUUCCCAAUCUAACAGGGAAAUUGCAGGGUCGGACGGGGACGGAUAUGAGGACGAGCUGUUUGGGUGGUCGUCCGCUGCUGAUGACUUGGAGGCACAGCUGCAGAGGGAGGAGCGGCGAUCCGUGUAUGUCCCGAGGGGGCCCAGAGGCGUGCAGCAGCAGCAGAGACAGAGGAGUGGGGAGGGGGACAGGUAUGAGGACGAGCUGUUUGGGUGGUCGUCCAUUGCUGAUGACUUGGAGGCACAGCUGCAGAGGGAGGAGCGCCGGUCCGUACAAAACUGGCUGGGCCUAUCCGGACGGAAAAAGCCGCUCUCCGCCGCCCAGAAGGACCAGUUCUUCAACGUCGCGCCGCCCGAAGGCGAUCCCGAAAUCGCCCCUUUAGAUCCGCACUUCCCCUUCCAAUACAGCUACUCCGAGACCCCCUCCACCCCCCCCAUCGGUUACCGCGAGCCCCCCUUCUCCCCCUUCGGCCCCGCUACCAUGUCCCGCCCCUGGACCGGGCGCGCCCCCCUCAAAAAGGCGAAAAAAGGUGGCGGGGCGGGGAAUUUACCCCGGGUGAUUCCGGAGUUUGACUCGUUUGUGGCGCCGAGGCGGAAGAGGGGGAUGAAGGGCGUGCAGCCCCCGGGGCCGUUUGGGGAGGGGGAGGGGCCGCGGUAUGUGCGGACACGAGAGGAGGUGCUGGGGGCGCCGCUGACGAGGGAGGAGGUGGAGGAGAUGGUUGCAGACUGCAAUAAGGGGCGAAGACAGGUGAACCUAGGUCGAGAUGGGCUGAUCCACAACAUGCUGGAGCUGAUUCACACGCACUGGAAGCGGCGGCGGUGCGUGAAGGUCAAGUGCAAGGGCGUGCCCACCGUUGACAUGGACAACGUGUGUCACGUGGUGGAGGACAAGACGGGAGGCAGGAUCAUCAAACGACAGGGCGGCACCCUCUACGUGUUCCGCGGGCGCAACUACAACUACCGCCUGCGCCCGCGCCUGCCGCUCAUGCUGUGGAAGCCCCCUGCGCCCAUCUAUCCCAAGCUCAUCCAAGACGCGCCUGGGGGGUUGACUCUGAGGCAGGCUCAAGAGCUAAGACGCAUCGGCAGGAAGAUCAAGCCACUCUGCAAGCUGGGCAAGAACGGAGUGUACCACCGGCUGGUGGGCGUGGUGAGGGCGGGGUUUGAGGAGGCGGAUCUGGUGCGAGUGGAUUGCAAGGGCAUGAACAAGAGCGAUUACAAGAAGAUUGGUGCGAAGCUGCGGGUGAGUGGAGUGUUUGGGAGUUUAUGUGUGGCCCUCUCAUUGGCCUCGCACUGCACCCUCUUGCCUCCUCUCACCCUCUUGCCUCCUCUCACCCUCUUGCCUCCUCUCACCCUCUUGCCUCCUCUCACCCUCUUGCCUCCUCUCACCCUCUUGCCUCCUCUCACCCUCUUGCCUCCUCUCACCCUCUUGCCUCCUCUCACCCUCCUGCCUCCUCUCACCCUCUUGCCUCCUCUCACCCUCUUGCCUCCUCUCACCCUCUUGCCUCCUCUCACCCUCUUGCCUCCUCUCACCCUCUUGCCUCCUCUCACCCUCUUGCCUCCUCUCACCCUCUUGCCUCCUCUCACCCUCUUGCCUCCUCUCACCCUCUUGCCUCCUCUCACCCCUUGCUUCCUCCCCACCUCCUUUCCUCCUCUCACCCCUGUGCCUCUUCUCAUCCCCUUCUCUGUGAUUGGACCCCACCAGGACCUGGUGCCAUGUGUCCUCCUCUCAUUCGACAAGGAGCAGAUCCUCAUGUGGCGCGGGCUGGACUCCAAAGAACCUUCCUCUGAAUCUUCCCCCAAAGCUUCCUUUGAAACUUCCACAGUGGCACUGGCAGAAGCAGCCAUUGCAGGUUCAGUGGCAGAGGGGGGGGGGAACAAUCUGGCAGGAAGUAUUUCAGGGGGGUUGGUGGGAGGUGGGAAUGUGGGAGUGGAGGCUGGGAUGGAAGGAGGGGAGGUGGGAGAGAGGCAGGGAGGUGUGUGGAAGUUUGAUGUGGAGGAUGAGGGGGAGGUGGAGGUGAGUGUGAGUGUGGAUGCAGAUGGUGUGAUGGUGGGUAGGAAGUUGUGGUGCCUUUUCGUGAUCGCGCUCCUACUAUGUGCGUCCAUCCACGCCGCCGACGCGAAGAAAAAGAAAAAGGUAGUAGUGGAGGAAGAGGAGGCAGCUGACGAGGGAAGCGCCGCGGCUGAGCAGAGCGACGAGGGAGACGCAGAAGAGAAAACGACCUCCAAAGCUUCCAAAUCCGACGCUGAAGCGUCAGAGGAUGAAGACGCAGAGCCGCCUGCGAAACCCUUAAAGUCGUCGAAAAAAGCCAGCAAGCUCAAGAAGGCAGCGGAGGAGGACGAGGGGGAGGAGAAGGAGGAAGCAGCAGCAGACGCCGACGAGGCUGAUGCCCCUGCUCCGAAAAGGGUAAAGUCUGCAAAGAAAGCGAGCGACGACGAAGAGGAGGACGCAGACGCUGCACCUGUCGCUAAGAAAAAGGCUGCAGCGGACGACGAGGAAGCUUCCGCGGAAACGGAGGACGAAGAGGAAGCUCCUGCGGCGAAAAAGAAGCCUGCAGCAAAAAAGAAGGCUGCAGCCGCGGAGGAGGAAGGUGGGGAAGAUGAAUCAGCCGAGGAGGAGGAUAAGCCGAGCAUGGCCGCUGCAGCUAAGGCCGCCAGCGCGAAGGAAGCGGCUACAGAAGAGGACGAGGAAGCAGAGAGCGAGAAGGUAACGGCGACUGAAGCCGAUGAGGAGAAACCCGCUGGUGCGAAAGCUGCGAAGGGCGGCGUCGCGGCUGUUUCUAAGGAGCCGCCUAUGGAGUCGCCGAAAGUCCCAGUCUCGGCGUGGAAGUCGAAAAACCAGACGCGCGACGACAUUGAUCCGCAAGGUGCUUGCAAGCGGGACAUCACGCUUCACUGCCAGGGGAUUACGCCCGGCGAGGCUCAGCUGUCGCUGUGCCUCGUCUUCCACAUCAAGAACGAGAAGGCUGGCAACGAAGUCGCCACGAUCAUGGUGUCCAAGAAGUGCCGAGCGGAGAUCCGGCAGUUCCGCUCCGACAUGUACAGGGACCUCUCAAUGGACAAGGCAAUGUCGACGGCGUGCAAGGCGGACAUCACCAAGUUCUGCGACGACGACUUCCUCUAUCCCGAACCCGGCAACAUCAUUGCUUGCCUCAGGGAGGUGAAGCAGGUGGAGAAGCUGCAGGACGCGUGUCUGGCGGAGGUGCUGCGGCACCAGAUGGAGGCGGCGGACGACUUCGUGAUGGACCCGCAGCUCCGCGAGCUCUGCAGCGGCGAGGCUGACCGCCUCUGCAAGGGCGUCGAGCCCGGGGAAGGCCGCAUUCAGAACUGCUUGAGGGAGCACCGUGCGAAGCUGGCGUGGGAUUGCCAGGCGGAGCUGUUCCGGCAGGAGGUGGAGAACGCCGAUGACAUCCGUCUAAACGUUCGCCUCUUCCAAGCGUGCCUGAACGACCAGCGCAAGUUCUGUGCAGAUGUGAAGUAUGGAGAUGCGCGUGUGAAGGACUGCCUGGAGGACCAUCGCCUCGACGACGAGUUCUCCCCUGGCUGCAAGACGGAGUUUGAGAAGAUGAUGGCGCGGAGGGCGACGGACUUCAGGCUGGACUCGCGCCUGCGCAAGUACUGCAAGGGCGACAUUGCCGAGUGCCCAGUUUUGUGUCAUGGUGGGGGUGCUAGAGGUGCGUGCAAGAGGAGCAUUGCAGAGGUGCGUGGGUGGGGGGGCAUGGCAUACACCUCUCCCCUCUCCCCUCUCCUCUCUCCCCUCUCCCCUCUCCCCUCUCCCCUCUCCCCCCUCCCACUCCUUCACCCCCCCCCCCCCUCCCCUCCCUCCCUUUUCCCCCACCUCUCCCUGCAGAUCUGCUUCCCGGAUGCGGAGGACAUAUCGGACAUCUGCUACCCGGAUGCGGAGGACAUAUCAGACGUGGCGAACUACGACGCCAAGGUGAUCCAGUGUCUGCAGGACUACCGAGACGAGCUCAAGGACCCCAAGUGCAAGGCGCAGGUGCACAAGCUCACCGAGAGGGAGAUCGACAUCCGCUUCAACAAGCCGCUCGCCGACGCCUGCCAAGGUAAUCCCGUGCUGCUCGCCUGCCAAGCUGAUCGCACAACGGUGUGCAAGGAUGCACCGGACGGGCAGGCGUCGGUGUUCAUGUGCCUGCAGGACCACAUGCCGCAGCUCAAGGAGGCCUGCCGCAACUCUGUCUUCGAGCAGUUGGUGCGCAUGGCGGAGGACAUAGACUUCAAGUUCCCCAUGAAGAAGGCGUGCCAGUCGGAGCUCGACAAGUUCUGCAAGGACGUGCCCCACGGCCACGCAUCGCGCAUCAAGUGUCUGCAGGACCACAUUGACGACGCUGAUUUCGGAGAGGCGUGUCGCAAGGAGGUGCAAUCGGACCUCGUGCGAUCGGCACAAGACUACCGGCUGAACUACCGGCUGCACAAGGCAUGUCUGCCGGACAUCCAGCAGCAGUGCCUGCACGCGUGCGACGCCGCAUCAGCCAACGGCACGGCCACGUGCGGCGGCAUGGUGCUGCGCUGCCUGCAGGACAACAAGGCCAAGCUGCAAUCGCCCUCCUGCGCCCAGGAGGUGGACUCCUUCAGCGUGAUUCAGUCCAAGGACCCCCUGUCCUUGGAUGUGCCGCUGCAGAAGGCGUGUGAGGGGGAUCUGGUCAAGCUGUGCCCGGAUGUGAGCCGGGACCACGCUCGCACGCUCUCGUGCCUGCGGACCAAGAGGGAGAAGCUGUCGACAUCGUGCCGGGAGGAGGAGAUGCGAUUCAGCAUCAUGGAGGUGGGUGCUGGGUGGUUCUGUGCGGUGACCGGGUGUGUGGAGGUGUGGGCAUCGGACAUUCGCCUCACACCGUCACUCAUGAACGCAUGCGGCCAAGAGCUGCAGAGUCUGUGCCGUGACGCGCCCCCCACGGAGGGGCAGGCGUUCAAGUGUCUGCAGGAGCACCUGCAGGACGUGGGCAUGGGCGCGGCGUGCAAGGGCGAGGUGAACCUGCAGGAGGCGCGGCACGCCUCCAACUACCGCCUGGACGUGCGUGUGCGCAAGGAGUGCGAGGACGACGUCACCAAGUUCUGCAACGGCGUGGACGCGGGGCAGGAGGGCCAUGCGCUCGUGCUCAAGUGCAUGGUCGGCAGCUUCAAGAGCCUCUCCUCCUCCUGCCAGUCCGAGGUGUCCUAUGCGGUGCGCAUGGCCCUCUUCCAGUACCACAAGGGAGCAGCACUCACGCAGCCGUGCGACACAGCAGUAGAAGAGCUCUGCAACACCGGCAGUGCCGCUGCUGCCACCACGCCCGUCAAAGAGAUCAACGGCGCUGUCAUCGGUGUGUACGGGCAGUGCCUCGUGUCGCAGAAGCGCCAGCGCCUGCCGGAGGAGUGUCGCACGCUGGUGAAGCUGGUGGCCAAGGAGGGCGCGUAUGUGGGCGGCACCGUGGACCAGAACAAGCUUGAGGAGACACUCAUGAAGCUCAAGGCGGUGAGGCCCCUGGUGGGACGGGAUGAAGUGAACCGUGGUGUGAUGGGCGCGUAUGUGGGCGGCACUGUGGACCCCAACAAGCUCGAACAGACCCUCAUGAAGCUCAAGGCACUACAGGAGGCUGCAACAGCAGCGACAACAGCAGACGGUGGGAGGGUGGUCCCUCACGACACAGGCCUCGUGAUUUCCGGCUGGCUGGCUGCUGCUGCCCUCGCAGCCGUGGUCAUUGUCGCCAUUGCUAUCAGCUGUGCUGUCUACUACAGGUUCUUUAGCCCCACUCGCAACUACACUCUGGUUGUUAAGUCCGCUCCUGGUGCUGUUGGGGUGUAG
Molecule: messenger RNA, 6690 nt
Organism: Closterium sp. NIES-65
Lineage: Eukaryota; Viridiplantae; Streptophyta; Zygnematophyceae; Desmidiales; Closteriaceae
Source: the annotation of a GenBank genome assembly